Branchiostoma floridae (Florida lancelet) is the source of this 3044-nucleotide messenger RNA. RefSeq lists its product as uncharacterized. The record is from RefSeq and is a predicted model, not a curated record. The transcript is spliced from 4 exons. Bases 298 to 1434 code for a protein of 378 amino acids. NCBI's taxonomy places the organism in Eukaryota, Metazoa, Chordata, Leptocardii, Amphioxiformes, Branchiostomatidae.
GCAUACACAGAUGUAUUGUUAUUAAAGUUUCGAACCCCUUAUCACUUUACGACAAAAUAACCACUUCUUACUUUUUAACAGCCACCUGCUAGUGCUUGAAGUGUAUCCUUUUACAUUUGAAAAGCAAUGUGACCUUAAACCACUUUGGAAACCCUGUGGUCACCAUGCACUAUUUCUACCGUGUAUUCCCGACUCGGAGGGAUUUUGGAUGUGCACCGUCAAGUGCGUUCCUUAGGAAACAUUUUGUUGUUGGACAUAUCUGGGCACGCACGCAGACUUGUAGAAUAAAAACAAGUGAUGGCCGUCAGUUUUUGGGAACAUAAAGCUCGAAUAGCCUUCAAGCCAGCCUACAACACUCGCCCGGCGAACUACCAUGGGGAUCUGUUCGUUCCAAGUUUUAAUUUCCCUGCUGAAGAGCCGAAAGAAGACUUCAAGAAGCUGCCCUGGAUGAAGAUCGACUUCAAGACGAGCCCGAUGGACUACCUCGACACUGUCCUCCACUACUGCUUUGACGGAAACACCGAGUGUGAUUUCCGUGUGGAGAACAACGGGACGCAUCCCGAUCGUUGGUACCACGCCCCGUGGAUGGCCUACCCACCUUCUGGGCGUGAGCCUAUUCACGGCUUGACCAUGGAGAGGCCUACUGAACCACAGUACUUCGGUUUGAAGGACCAGAAAUGGCUGCAGACUUGGGCUCUGAGCUUCUACAACGAUUUCGGGGCCAAAACAAUCAGCGACUUCUGGGAGAAGCCAUGGGAGCCAGCGCUCAAAGAUGACGUCACAUUUCCACCAGGCACGGUUUCGUUCAAACUCCUGUUCACCGAGGCGACAGAAGAUGACGUACCGAGUCUGGCAGGCUCCAAGGAAUGGCUGGCAGCGAUCGGCAAACCAUACCCUCCCAUCUCUAAGGAUGCGACCAUGGAGGAAGCACAGACAAAGCUGGACGAAGUCUUGAAGCCCGAAAACAGGGGGCCCAACCCGUACCCACUAAGGCUGAUACAGGUGGACGUUAUGGUCAAGGACACAAGAGCCAAGUGCGGGUGGGUGUUCGGAACUUUCAUGUACCACAAGGACCAGCCCGGAGACGAUCCCUAUCGCAAACUGGUGCCUAUGUGUCUGCAGUGGGGGAAUGAUCCCGGCCUCACACUGGAGGAAACUUGGACACACCCAGAUGUAAAGAACCACAAACUCCUACCAGAGGGCCGUCCCUACCUUGGUUGGCUCGAGUCUUCUUGUGCGGCCUCAGAUCCGAAGCAGACGGAGACAACCGUGACGCAAACGCCUCACUGGUUCAGAAACAUCCUAUACCGGGAUCCGUUCGAAAAAGACGUUCAAACGUCGCUGGAUUAUUCCAUGCAGCUUCUUAUGGGGCUCUAUGGAUACAAUCAGUGGCGGAAGGACAAUCCCCCGCCUGAUGAUAAGGCUUCCAAAUAAAUUGAAUGCAGCCAGGAAUCCAAAAUCAUUUAACAACAAAAUCAUUCAUAUGCCUAUUGAAUUUUAUUGUUUAUACCGAAAAGGAUGGGACCAAGAUAAAUCUUUUCCACAACAAACAACAAACAUCCAGAGGCUGUGAUCAUAAAUAAAGGGAUUCCAUGCGCAUGUGAACGUUGGAGUCAUAACUUUGAACUCUAACAAGAUGAAUAAAUAAUUCUGAACAGACCAUGUAUACCCCUGAACCAUGAAGCUCCACUGACUUUAUUUAGCGAUUAUAUUAUGCUCAUCAAAGUCUAUAACUUGUCGCAUGACAAAAUUGCAAAAAUGUCAAAAGUUAUUAGAAGUAUGGAUGAUUUUGUUGUUAAAUGUAGUUGGAAUUGAGAUGAACUGAUUAAGCAACAACAAUUGUAUCUUCCAUCAUAUGGUCAGUGGCUGUGUAUGUUUCAAAUGCCUUUGCAUUGAUAAUGGAAGAAUCUUUUUUUUUAAGUGAAUGUAACGCUGGUUUGUAAUCAAUUGUGGUGAUUUGUAAUCAAUACUGGUGGUUUGUAAUCAAUGUUAGUGGUUUGUAAUCAAUGCUGGUGGUUUGUAAUCAAUGGUGGUGAUUUGUAAUCAAUGCUGGUGAUUUGUAAUCAAUGCUGGUGAUUUGUAAUCAAUGCUGAUGAUUUGUAAUCAAUGCUGGUGGUUUGUAAUCAAUUGCGGUGAUGUAUACGUAGCAGGGGUUUGAAUAAAGUACAACUAAGUCGAGUAGAGUGUAACCUAAAAGACUGUGUAACCUAAAGAAGGGGAACAUCAAAAUGUCAAUUUGUAUGAAAAUUGAAAUCUACUAGUGCCUGAUGCUGUGGUUGUUUAAUAUCUAUCUUCUAUAACUGUCACAGGAAUAGGCACUACCUUAUUAUAAUAUCUACAUUACAAUGUUAUUAUAAUAUACUACAGUUGAUAAUUGUUUGAGGUUUGAAUUUUUUUCCUAGGCCUAUGUUAAUCUUAGAGUGGAACUCAUUGUAACUAGUUUACCCCAUUGUCAAGCAAUGCUUGCAGCCAAAUCUGUGGUAAUACUGGCUAUACAGAUGCAGAUACAAGAUAAAGAUACAUAAGCUGGUACGCUACACUGACGGGUAGUUACACUGGCUAUACAAAUACAGAAGUUGGUUUGUUACAAAAAGUUUUUUUCCGCCUAUACGGAUACAGAUGCAGAAAUUGGUGUGCCACGCUGAAGGGUAGUUAUACUAGCUAUACAGAUACGGAGGCUGGCGUGUUACGCUGAAGGAUAGUUAUAUGCAGAUACGGACUAUGAUUAUCUAUAUAAUUAUUCUAAUGUUUGGUGGUUUCGAUGAUAGACAAAUUCUGUUAAUGUAGGUUAAGUUGUUUAAUAUCUGUUUGUUGUUCUCAUUGCUGUGUUUGUUAUUGUAAUUAAUGACUUUGUGAUUGUAUACGAUCUCGAUUUACAAUGUUCAUCUAAUACGUUAACGUUACCAUACAUAUGAGUAAUGCAUAAUGUUCCAAAGGCUGUUUUCUUCCCAAAAGUGAAGUUGACUUAUUCUCAUAUCUACCAUUAAUUUGUUUUUAAGACAUCUGGUGAUGGUUUGUUUUUACCUGUACUACAUCAAUACUUG